Sorex fumeus (smoky shrew) is the source of this 1783-nucleotide messenger RNA. RefSeq names its product tripartite motif containing 26 (gene TRIM26). Bases 32 to 1669 code for a protein of 545 amino acids. The record is from RefSeq and is a predicted model, not a curated record. The transcript has 7 exons. NCBI's taxonomy places the organism in Eukaryota, Metazoa, Chordata, Mammalia, Eulipotyphla, Soricidae. Gene Ontology annotation, molecular function: protein binding; zinc ion binding.
UCCCAUCAGUGAGAGAGAUACCGAGGACAAAAUGGCCAUGUCAGCCCCACUACGGAACCUGGAAGAGGAGGUGACCUGUUCUAUCUGCUUCGAUUACCUGCGGGACCCUGUGACCAUUGACUGUGGCCAUGUCUUCUGUCAAAACUGUAUCACUGAUGUUCGCCCCACCUCUGGCCUCCUUGUGUGUCCCCUCUGCAAGAAGCCAUUUAAGAAGGAGAACAUCAGACCAGUGUGGCAGCUGGCCAGUCUGGUGGAGACCAUUGAGCGGCUGAAGGUGGACAAGGGCACGCAACAGAGCACAAUGGCCCCGCAGCAGCAGAACAUAAUGUUGUGUGAGCGGCACGAGGAGAAGUUGCACUACUACUGUGAGAACGAUGGGAAGCUGCUGUGUGUGCUAUGCAGGGAGUCCCGGGAACACAACUCCCACACAGCUGUCCUGCUGGAGAAGGCUGCCCAGCUCCACCGGGAGAAAAUCCUGAGCCACUUGAGUACCCUAAGGAGAGACAGAGACUCAAUUCAGGGAUUUCAGACGAAGGCGGAAACUGAUAUCAUGGCUGUACUGAAAAAGCUUCAGGGCCAGAGGCAGUGCAUCAUAGCUGGAUUUGAAGAGGUCCACCAGUUCCUGAGGGAACGAGAGAAGCACCUGCUGGACCAACUGGAGACCCUGGAACAGGAGAUCACCAAGGGCAAGGAGAAGGGCAAGGACAGGAGCAACGUAGAGCUUUCCCGGCUGGCACUGGCUAUCUCUGAAUUGGAGAGCAGGGCACAGCAGCCCGCUGCAGCGUUCAUGCAGGAUACCAGAGACUUCUUGAAGAGGUACCCACGAAAGAAGUUCUGGGUUGGAAAAUCCAUUCGUCCUGUGGUGAAAAAAAGGACAGAAGAACUUUCAGACAAAAUUAUGUCUCUGCAGCAAGGCCUGAGAGAAUUCCAAGGGAAACUGCUGAGAGACUUGGAAUAUAAGACAGUGAGUGUCACCCUGGACCCGAAGUCAGCCAGUGGAUACCUCCAACUGUCAGAGGACUGGAAGUGUGUGACCUAUAGCAGCCUGUACCAGAAUGCUUAUCAAUACCCACAGCAGUUUGACUAUGAGCCGGGGGUGCUGGGCAGUAAGGCCUUCACCUCAGGCAAGGUCUACUGGGAAGUGGAGGUAGAAAGGGUCAGCUGGCUCGAGGAUGAAGAGGAGGAGGGGGAAGAAGAGGAGGGAGAAGAAGAAGAGGAGGAAGAGGAGUAUGGUUAUGGAGAUGGAUAUGACUGGGAAACGGAUGAAAAUGAGGAAGAUGAGGAAGAUGAGGAAGAAGAGGAAGAAGAGGAAGAAGAGGAAGAGGAAGUAGAGAAGGAGGAGGAAGUCCAGGGAAGUUGCAUGGUGGGAGUGGCCAGAGAGUCCAUGAAGAGAAAGGGAGACCUCACUCUGAGGCCAGAAGAUGGGGUGUGGGCCCUGUGCCUCUCCUCAGCGGGCAUCUGGGCCAACACUUACCCAGAGGCUGAGCUCUUCCCAUCACUGCAACCACGGAGAGUGGGGAUUGCCCUGGAUUAUGAAGGGGGCACUGUGACUUUUACUAAUGCAGAGUCACAAGAACUCAUCUACACCUUCACCACCACCUUCACUCGGCGCCUGGUCCCCUUCCUUUGGCUCAAGUGGCCGGGAACACGACUCCUACUGAAACCCUGAGCCCUUUUCUCAACUACACAUGCACAGAUGCUUCACUUCUCUGAAACUCCAAGACUUACUGAUUAGUCAGGAGUUGUGCUGGUCAGAGAACCUGCAGCUGCAAAGAGAAGGGUC